UUGUAUUUUAACAUUUGUUUUACCCUCUCCCUUGGAGUGUCAAAAAAUUAUUGUGUAAAUUUUAGCAUAUAGCCUCUACGCUGGAGAUGCUCUAAGAGUGGACAAUUGAAGUGAAUGAAUGGCUGUCAAUAUGACACCACAACUGCACUGUCCACCGCCACCACAUCAUCUCUCUCCCUUCAAAUCUCUCUCUCUCUCUCUCUCUCUGUGGACGCCAUGGCAGCUCUGCACACUACGCUUGCUCUCUCUCAUCCAUCUUCAUCAAAUUGUCAUAAGCCUCCUCUGUAUGCAUCUGGCAUUGUUAUGGCCAGACUCAUCCCUGUUCAUCAAAGCUCUUCUUCUUAUUCUUCUUCCUCCUUCACCACCACCCUCCAACCCCGCGUGCGGGCCCACAAACGGAAUCCUAGAAAAGCACUAACAACAAAAACAAUGGUGGUGGUGGCGGCGAAAGUGAAACCCUCGAUCCAGUUCAUACAAGGAAGGGACGAACAGACGGUGCCAGACGUGCGGCUCACCCAAUCCAAGGACGGGACCAACGGCGUGGCCAUAUUCAGCUUUGACCAGCCCUCCGUGUUUGACUCGUCCAAGGAAGUGGGAGACAUCACCGGGCUUUACAUGGUCGACGAGGAGGGCGUUCUUCGCUCGGUGGAUGUGAAUGCCAAGUUUGUCAACGGGAAGCCCGCGGGGAUCGAGGCCAAGUACAUAAUGAGGAGUCCGAGCGAGUGGGACCGGUUUAUGAGGUUCAUGGAGCGGUAUGCCGAAGCUAACGGCUUGUCGUUCAUCAAGAAAUGAUGAAAGGGACUUUCAGUGUCUGUUGGGUUUGUACAUUUUGUUCUCUUGCAUCUUCAAGAAUGGAAAAGCACUGUUAUGGUUUUUGACAACAUUGUGUAUUGUGUUGGGUUUUCUUCCAAUUGUUUUCAUUUCUUCCAAUGUUUCUGUUGGUUUUUGAAGAACCAACCAAACCAAACAGACUUUCAGAUAAAUGAAAACUGGAGAGUUAG
This is a messenger RNA of Cuscuta campestris, 1001 nucleotides long. Lineage: Eukaryota; Viridiplantae; Streptophyta; Magnoliopsida; Solanales; Convolvulaceae. The record is from the annotation of a GenBank genome assembly.